This is a messenger RNA of Caretta caretta (loggerhead turtle), 1701 nucleotides long. RefSeq names its product tumor suppressor candidate 3 (gene TUSC3). The record is from RefSeq and is a predicted model, not a curated record. NCBI's taxonomy places the organism in Eukaryota, Metazoa, Chordata, Testudines, Cheloniidae. Gene Ontology annotation, cellular component: oligosaccharyltransferase complex.
UAACGGUGCGGCAGGUGCUCUCCGAAGGAGGCUGGGCUGCGGGGGGAGGGAACAUGGCGCUGGGUACCAGGGCAUCGCGGUGGCUGCUGCACCUGCCGGCCGGGAGUUGCCUCCUCCUCCUCCUGCUGCUGCUGCUCUGCGUGCAGCUCGGGGGCGGACAGAAGAAGAAGGAGGUAGAACCGUUCGCUCCUCUCCGGCGAGCUCCGACCCGGAAUCUGUUAGCGGAAAAGGUGGAACAGCUUAUGGAAUGGAGCUCAAGGCGCUCAGUCAUCCGCAUUAAUGGAGACAAAUUCAGAAGAUUUGUGAAGGCCCCACCUCGUAACUACUCUGUGAUUGUAAUGUUCACAGCUCUCCAGCCACAGAGACAAUGUUCUGUUUGCAGGCAAGCUAAUGAAGAAUAUCAAGUGCUGGCCAACUCAUGGCGCUACUCAUCUGCUUUUUCUAAUAAACUAUUCUUCACUAUAGUGGAUUAUGAUGAAGGAGCAGAUGUUUUUCAACAGCUCAAUAUGAACUCUGCUCCGACAUUCAUGCAUUUUCCUCCGAAAGGUAAACCCAAGAGAGCUGACACCUUCGACCUGCAGAGAAUAGGAUUUGCAGCAGAGCAGCUAGCUAAAUGGAUAGCUGACAGAACGGAUGUUCAUAUUAGGGUAUUCAGGCCUCCGAACUAUUCAGGCACUAUUGCACUGGCUCUUUUAGUGUCACUUGUUGGUGGCUUGCUGUACUUGCGAAGAAAUAACUUGGAGUUCAUCUACAACAAGACUGGCUGGGCAAUGGCGGCUCUGUGUGUUGUGUUUGCUAUGACUUCUGGGCAAAUGUGGAAUCAUAUCCGGGGACCUCCAUAUGCUCAUAAGAAUCCUCAGAAUGGACAAGUGAGUUACAUACAUGGGAGCAGUCAGGCUCAAUUUGUUGCAGAAUCACAUAUUAUACUACUACUGAAUGCUGCUAUCACCAUGGGAAUGGUUCUUCUGAAUGAAGCUGCUACUUCCAAAGGGGAUGUUGGAAAAAGGAGAAUAAUAUGCCUGGUAGGACUGGGUCUCGUGGUUUUCUUCUUCAGCUUCCUGCUGUCGAUAUUCCGCUCCAAAUACCAUGGCUAUCCAUACAGCUUCUUAAUUAAAUGAAUUCAAGUGGGAUACGCAUAAGGCUAAUGUUUACUACGAAGAUAAGCUAUUACUGAUAUUAUCGCCUCAGCUAUAUUACAUUUAUUCAAGAUUCCUGUGUUGGUUCAUCUGUGGGGGUUUUUUGUUUGUUUUGUUGUUGUUGUUGUUUUGUGAUAAGUGACAGUAUUCUUGUAGAGAAAAGAAUUGGUGUUUUUAUACCUUACAUAAAGAAUACUUCAUUUAAUUUAUAGAAACUUCUAUAGUAAAUGUUAAAUAUCUUAAUGGAAGAUGUGGCAAACUGUUAUGCAUACAGUAUAUUUAGUGGUACAGAAUUUAAAGAACGUUAAUUAUAUUGUAUCUUGUGGUUGUAUUGCCACCUUGUUGACAGUUUAUUAAAAAGCCAAAAGGAAAUGGCUGGGGUCUUUUUUGGUAAAGUGUUAUAAAGUUGUCCUGAGAUGCACUUUAGAACCUUCCCACCCCACAAAAAAACAACAGCCCUGCUGUUGGAGAAACCAACAGUUCAAACUGUUAUUUGAUCACAUAGAGUGUAUUAUCAUUUAUUAAUACCACUUGUACAAUAAAGAAAAUAAAUGUUGAACAAGUU